GUCCAGAUGGAUUACGAAGCAUUUCAAGCGGCUCACAAACCUCAACUUCAAUCGUCUGGCGUGCCGGAACAUUUAUGGCCGGAGCUGUACCGUAAGCUAUCCGACCAAGUGUUUGAUGCGGGACUGUCCUUCUCCCUGCUGGCGUUAGACUACGGAGAUGAACCUAGGGCACCAGAGGAUCCCGUGUGGACGCUGCAGGUAUCGAAGGAAGGAGGGCUAAAAGCGAACGAUACGACCGAAAUCUAUCUGAUCGAUCAUGCGUGGACAUUUCGCACGGACAAUGCACGCCAGUUGCUGAACGCUCAUCCGGAGCUGGUGAGCCGUUUGGCUGUUAUGAUGGGGCUGCAGCAGGACGAUGAUGUACCGGCGAAUGCGUACAUCCCGCGCAUCCUGCAGGACAUGUGGCGCUGGUGCAAUACGUACUCGCUGAACGCGGAUGGACUGUCGGUGGAAAACCGGAUGCCGAUUUGGUACGUAAUGGAUGAGGUGGGCAGUGCGAUACUGCACGGCGAUUCACCCAACUGUCGGGUCGUACCGUUCAUGCACAUCCCCGAAGGUGUAACGUACAGUUUGCUCUUCCCAACGGAGGACAUCGACGAAGGUGAAAAUUUGUAUCGCGAUUUCGUGGAAAGUGUGCCGACGGGUUCGAAAGAACGGGACGCACUCUUACUUCCUUGGCGCUACGAUUCGUUCGUGAAGGAAGAUUUCUCGCAAUCAGAACCGGCGCAAGAUUACUUUUUGGUGGGACAUAUCGAAGAGUCCCUCCCGGAUCCGGACGUCGCACCACCUUUGAUUGAUGGAAACCGGCCACUGAAGGUGUACUCGCAGUAUGAUCUUGUCAAUCAAUACCUCACGGACGCGUCGUACGAAAUUGUAACCGAUCCGGCCGACGCAGACAUUCUCUGGAUGACGAGCCACUUCAAGGAGUUCCGAGAGCUAAGCGAAAGCAAUCCAAAUCAAUUCGUGAACCAGUUCCCGUUCGAGAACGUAAUGACGAUCAAGGAUCUGCUGAGUAUCGUUUGCCGUAGAAUGGCCAAGGAAUUGCCUCCAUCUGUGGGUGAAGAAGCAUCACUAGCGCCCAAUCCACGAUGGCUUCCGAUAACGUACAAUUUAAAGACGGAGCUGGUCCCGUUCGUAAGUUACUUCCAGAAUCGAGCACAACGCGGCAUGGACAACCAUUGGAUUGUAAAGCCAUGGAAUUUGGCCCGUACGCUCGAUACGCACAUUACGGACAAUCUUGGGCAGAUUAUGCGGCUGCAGCAAACGGGACCGAAGAUAGCUCAGAAAUACAUCGAACAUCCGGUGCUGUUCGAACGGGCGGAACUCGAAGCAAGCGUUAAGUUUGAUGUACGCUACGUGCUGCUGCUGAAAAGCGUCGACGAGCUGUGCGCCUACGUGUACACGAACUUCUUCCUGCGCUUCGCCAACAAACCCUUCCAGCUGGACGAUUUCGAUGACUACGAGAAACACUUUACCGUCAUGAACUAUGGUCAGUAUCAGUUGCGCCACAUGAAGUGUGACGAGUUCGUGCGCUGCUGGCAGACGCAGUUCCCGAAACAUCCCUGGGACCAGAUCGAAACGGACAUCUGCGAAAUGUUGAAAGAGAUGUUGCAAGGAGCUACACGAUUAGGUCCGCCGAGUGGCAUUGGCUCCAGCGCUCAAUCACGUGCCCUUUAUGCAGUGGAUUUGAUGCUCGAGUGGACGGAGGCAGGCACCAGAAUACAGCCGAAGCUGCUGGAGGUGAACUUUACUCCCGAUUGCCAACGGGCUUGCGAAUACUAUCCGGAGUUUUACAACGAUGUGUUCAAUUUGCUGUUUCUGGAUCAGGAAAAUUUGGACGUCUUCCGGCGCAUCGUAUAGGACGAUAGAAAUGGAAUAAAGUUGCACUGGCGGGGUGUGUGCAUUGUAUAUUGGA
Messenger RNA from Anopheles funestus (African malaria mosquito), 1915 nucleotides. RefSeq names its product tubulin--tyrosine ligase-like protein 12 (gene TTLL12). Gene Ontology annotation, biological process: protein modification process. The coding region runs from base 7 to 1860 and encodes 617 amino acids. The record is from RefSeq and is a predicted model, not a curated record. NCBI's taxonomy places the organism in Eukaryota, Metazoa, Arthropoda, Insecta, Diptera, Culicidae. The transcript has a single exon.